AUGUCACGUCGUCAGGCGAGAAGCGAAGACUGCCGGUACUUUGCAAAUGGAACGUGUUCAAAGGGAAACGCGUGCACAUUCAGGCAUGAAGAGACAACACGGAGAAACAAUAUUUGCCAAUUCCAUUUGGCUGGGAAAUGUACAUUCGGUGAAGUAUGCCGCUUCAAGCAUGUCGAGCUUUCUCAACACUCCAAAUCCAGUAGAUUCAAUGUGGAAGCGCCAGCUUUCGUGCCCAGUUGGCUGAAGAAGCCAAUACCUUCUGAAUCAUCUUCAAUGUUACACUCAUUGCUUUCAAGCUUAAAUGACCAAUCCACGUCGUCGUCAGCAGCCAUACCAGAUCAGAUGUGUUCAGAUCACGAGAGAACUGGAAAUUGUGAAAGCAGGAACGUGAGCUGCGCCUUCCUUCAUGGCGAUUACUGUGAUUUGUGCAAUCAUUGGUGUCUGCAUCCAUUCGAUCAAGAUUUGCGACAAAAGCAUCACCAGGAAUGCACCGCGAACCAUCUGGCCGAGAUGGAAAAAGCUUUUUUGAUAAAAGAGUCCGAGGAGAAAUCGUGCGGAAUUUGUAUGGAGAAAAUUUUGAAGAAAAAUAAGCGAUUCGGGAUAUUGAACGGAUGCCAGCAUUGUUUCUGUUUGGAGUGUAUCCGCAGAUGGAGAUCAAGAGACCAGCAAGCGUUGAUGGCCACUGAAGUCGUGAGGUCCUGUCCAGAGUGCCGUCAACAUUCGGACUAUGUGAUCCCCUCGAUAUUUUGGGUCGAAAAAAAAGAGGAGAAAGAGCUGCUCAUCAAUAUGUACAAGGAUAACAUGAAAACGAAAAUUUGCAAGUAUUAUGAGAACAGACGACGAGGAUUCUGCAAGUUUGGCAACAAGUGCUUCUACAAACAUCAACUUCCAGACGGAACUGUUGAUCCAGGGAAGUCUCCGCAGACUAGACGCCGUGAGCGUCUUUUCGAUUUUUUUGUUCCCUAUGAAACCGAUUCUGAUGAUUCGGAUGAUGAUACGGUCUACAAUGAAAAUGGGGUACCAUGGAUGGGAGUCGCUAUUCCCAGUGAUUCUCCUCCAAUUGAAGACAGGGAGUCAGAAACGCCGCCCUCAGCACAUUUCUUCAGAUUCUUAGCUGGUAUGACUAGACUGUUGCAAGAGACAAGAGACGAUGAUGACGAAGUGGACGAUCCUAUGAUCGAUAUGUUUUGA
Messenger RNA from Caenorhabditis briggsae, 1191 nucleotides. The record is from RefSeq and is a predicted model, not a curated record. The coding region runs from base 1 to 1191 and encodes 396 amino acids. Gene Ontology annotation, molecular function: ubiquitin protein ligase activity; metal ion binding. Gene Ontology annotation, biological process: protein polyubiquitination. The transcript has 7 exons. NCBI's taxonomy places the organism in Eukaryota, Metazoa, Nematoda, Chromadorea, Rhabditida, Rhabditidae.